This is a messenger RNA of Candoia aspera, 997 nucleotides long. RefSeq names its product pleckstrin homology and FYVE domain containing 1 (gene PLEKHF1). Gene Ontology annotation, cellular component: early endosome; lysosome. Gene Ontology annotation, molecular function: metal ion binding; phosphatidylinositol binding. Gene Ontology annotation, biological process: endosome organization; endosome to lysosome transport; positive regulation of autophagy. The record is from RefSeq and is a predicted model, not a curated record. NCBI's taxonomy places the organism in Eukaryota, Metazoa, Chordata, Lepidosauria, Squamata, Candoiidae. Bases 157 to 966 code for a protein of 269 amino acids. The transcript is spliced from 2 exons.
GACGACCGCCUACUCCACCCGGUGCCAGUGAAGCGUGGAGGGGAUCUUUGAACUUGCCCCUUGAGAUCGCAGGGAUCGAGGUGGAUCGAAAGAGCGGCCCUCGCCGACUCGGUUUGGAGGGGAGCCAAGGAAGUCACAAGAAGGUGACUUCUCAAGAUGGUAGACUAUCUGGCUAAUACCGAAAUUAACAGUCAACGGAUUGCUGCAGUGGAAAACUGCUUUGGGACAUCAGGCCAGCCCUUGGCUGUGCCAGGAAGGGUCCUUUUGGGUGAAGGGAUUUUGACCAAAGAAUGCCGUAAGAAAGCCAAGCCACGCAUUUUCUUCCUUUUCAAUGAUAUCCUCGUGUAUGGCAGCAUUGUAAUCAGCAAACGGAAGUACAGCUGCCAACACAUCAUCCCCCUGGAUGAAGUCACUUUGGAGAUGCUGCCAGAUACCUUGCAAAUGAAGAACCGCUGGAUGAUCAAAACCUCCAAGAAGUCCUUUGUGGUUUCGGCAGCAUCACUGACCGAGCGUAAAGAGUGGGUCAGUCACCUGGAAGAAUGCAUUUGCCAUCUCUUGUCCAAAACGGGGCAGCAGCCCCCAACUGAAUAUGCAGCCCCCUGGAUUCCCGAUAAGGCAACUGAUAUCUGCAUGCGUUGCACCCAUACCAAGUUCUCUGCUCUCAUCCGAAGACACCACUGUCGGAAGUGUGGCUUUGUGGUGUGUGGAGACUGUUCCCGGCAACGUUUUCUCAUGCCUCGGCUGUCUUCAAAGCCUCUGAGGGUUUGCAAUCUUUGCUACAAACAGCUGAUGGCCAAAAAGAAGGAAGCUGGAGAAGAGCCGAAGCCCGUUCAUCCUCCACCGACUGGCUGUGAAGUUUCUAGUGGGGAUGAUAGUGACAGGUCUGAUGAAGACAAGCUCGAACAGUGGCCUGCAGAGACCGAGUUUUACACAUCAGAUGUGAGCUGGUCAUCUUUCCAUAGCUGAUUGUGCCAGUGGACUUGUUGGCUUUAAAUGC